This is a messenger RNA of Salvelinus fontinalis (brook trout), 2026 nucleotides long. RefSeq lists its product as uncharacterized. The coding region runs from base 1185 to 1883 and encodes 232 amino acids. The transcript has 6 exons. The record is from RefSeq and is a predicted model, not a curated record. NCBI's taxonomy places the organism in Eukaryota, Metazoa, Chordata, Actinopteri, Salmoniformes, Salmonidae.
CUACAGCUCCUAAUACAACAACUACAGUUACUACUACAACAACUACAGCUCCUACAACAACAACUACUGCUCCUACAGCUCCUACUACAACAACUACUGCUCCUACAACGACAACUACUACAACAACUACAGCUCCUGCCACAACAACUACAGCUCCUACUACACCAACUACUGCUCCUACAACGACAACUACUACGACAACUACUACAACGGCUCCUACUAGAACAACUACAGCUCCUACUACAACAACUACUGCUCCUACUACAACAACUACAGCUCCUACUACAACAACUACAGCUCCUACUACAACAACUACAGCUCCUACAACGACAACUACUACAACAACUACUGCUCCUAAUACAACAACUACUGCUCCUACGACAACAACUACAGCUCCUAAUACAACAACUACAACUCAUACUACAACAACUACUGCUCCUACAAAGUCAACCACAGCUCCGACUACAACAACUACAGCUCCUACUACAACAACUACAACUCCUAGUACAACAACUACUGUUCCUACUACAACAACUACAGCUCCUACUACAACAACUACAGCUCCUACCACAACAACUACAGCUCCUACCAGAACAACUACAGCUCCUAAUACAACAACUACAGCUCAUACUACAACAAAUACAUCUCCUAAUACAACAACUACAGCUCAUACUACAACAAAUACAUCUCCUAAUACAACAACUACAGCUCCUAAGACUACAACUACUGUUCAUACUACAACAAACACAGCUCCUAAUAAAACAACUAUAGCGUCUACUACAACAACUACAGCUCCUAAUACAACAACUACUGCUACUACUACAACAACUACAGCUCCUGCUAAGGCAACCACAGCUCCUACUACUACAACCACAGCUCCUGCUACAACAACUACAGCUCCUAAUACAACAACUACUGCUCCUAUUACAACAACUACAGACCCUAAUACAACAACAACUACAGAUCAUAUUACAACAACUACAGCUCCUGCUAAGGCAACCACAGCUCCUACUACUACAACUACAGAUCCUACUACAACAUCUACAGCUCAUACUACAACAACUACUGCUCCGAAUACAACAACAACGGCUCUUACUAUAACAGCUGCUGCUCCUACCACAACUACUACUGCUCUACAACAUCAAAUCGUGAUCCUUCACCAAACAGCUUUGAACAGCACAACUAUGCUUCCUACUGCUACAUCUGCUACUCCUAGUCCUACUCCUAUGACUCCUAAUACGUCAACAACUCAAACUACUACUACUACUGCUCCAAUUCCUCUUAGACUUACGAGUUUGAGAGAAAGAAAUCGCUACUCUGAACCUAAGGGCUGCGAUGCUACAGAUGACCCCAGGAACUGCACUUACAUCUCUGUCACAACCAGCCCACCUUACAUAGUGGAGAUUAGUGCACCUGCAGAGACACUUCAGGGAUACCUGGGGAUCAUCAGUGAAAUACUAACUAAUCAAAUCAAGUCCAAUGAGUCAAUGAUUGUUGUGUACGAAAGUGGAACAUUUACAGUUCAAAAGGCCUUGUACAAUGGAGCCACAUUUAUCAACAAAACACAAGUGGAAGUGACGUACAAAGAACUUGCUUAUGAUCCUGAUAUAAAAAUAAUCCAAUUUAGUUUCAUGAUCCCUGAUAAUUUGGCUCCACUUUUGCUCAAAACCUUGACCCUAACGCCCAGACGUGUAAUAGAUACUGGUCUUCAAAAAGUGUUCUUUGUCCGGGGAUCUGUUGGGGAUAAUGGUGAUCUUGGCUCUUCCUCCAUCACACUUUUGACAGGCCUCUCCAGUCAGGUUUCCUCAAGCUGUAGGAAACCCGUUUUUCACGGCCUGUUGAUGACGUUGGUCUGUUGGAACCUCUUCAACCUUCUGCACUAAACCUGCUGAGCUACCAAAGGAGGACUUUACAGCCAAGUUCAACAUUUUAUUGAUUUGGCCAUUUUUGUUCAAUAACACUGGAUUUUGUUAUAUACUGUAGUCGUGCAUAUUUAUUCAUAUAUAUGUAUGUAUCUUUUCUCUUG